AUGUUCCCUUGUUUCUCAAUCUGUGAAGUGACUCCUCUUCAGGGAUGCCAAGUGUACGACUUUGGAGAUUUGAAUUUCACUCAAGUUCCCAAUGAUGAACUGUACAACAACCUGAUUUUAUAUCCACGGUCAGUGGGCUUAGCCAGCCAGGUGUUGGCUGAUGCUGUAAGCAGAGCAGUAGCUGCUGGACACAGCUGUGUGACUAUAGGAGGUGAUCACAGCUUGGCACUUGGUUCUGUCAGUGGCCAUGCACGACAGUGCCCACACCUCGGUGUGAUCUGGGUGGAUGCGCAUGCUGAUAUCAACACCCCUCUUACAACUCAGUCUGGAAACCUCCAUGGACAACCUCUCUCUUUUCUCUUAAGAGAGCUUCAAGAUAAAGUACCACAACUUCCUGGCUUUUCCUGGCUAAAGCCCUGCCUUUCAGCAUCUGAUAUUGUAUACAUUGGGUUGCUAGAUUUAGCUUUAGGCCAAUACUAUAUUUUGAAGAACUACGACAUCCAGUAUUUUUCCAUGAGGGAUAUUGAUCGCCUUGGAAUUCAGAAAGUUAUGGAAAGAACAUUUGAACAACUGAUGGGCAGGAGACAGAGACCAAUUCACCUGAGUUUUGACAUUGAUGCUUUUGAUCCUUCACUGGCUCCAGCAACUGGGACUCCUGUUCUAGGUGGAUUAACUUACAGAGAAGGCAUGUACAUCACGGAGGAAAUACACAACACAGGAAUGCUUUCAGCCGUAGACAUGGUUGAAGUCAAUCCACUGCUUGGAGCUUCUCAAGAGGAAGUGAAUGCAACUGCUAGUCUUGCAGUGGACGUGAUAGCAACAUGCUUUGGGCAGACAAGGGAAGGAGCACACACUGCUUUUGAUGAACUCCCAACACCCAGUUCUCCAGACGAAUCUGACAGUGAAGAGCAAGUGAGGAUUUAAGAACCCAACCUGUUGCGUACACUGGACAUUAUAGAGCUCUGCUGAGGCACCUGAGUUGAUAGUCAACACUUGGCAAAUACUGUUAACUUCUCAAUUUUUAAAUAAACUAGCUUUUCCACUGAUCGGUGGCUACUUUAUUACAUACCAAAAUUUAUUCAUUUAGUUAAGUAUAUACAAAUUGAGACAAUAAAAUAUUUAUUACCUUCUUAUUAAUCUUA
Balearica regulorum gibbericeps (East African grey crowned-crane) is the source of this 1142-nucleotide messenger RNA. The record is from RefSeq and is a predicted model, not a curated record. NCBI's taxonomy places the organism in Eukaryota, Metazoa, Chordata, Aves, Gruiformes, Gruidae.